AUGAGUAAGACUGCCACUCCCAUCGCUACGGCCGCUGCCGCCAACGCCGCCGCCAAGAAACGCCGCCAAAACGACGACGACGCAAGGCUCAUCAAGCUCGGCCGCGAGCGAGACUUAUCGACAGCGCCGGCGUGGAUCGGUUUCCCGGGUCUGUCCGGGGUCGAUCUCACGCAGACUCAGACCUUCCCCGUUGACAAGAAAGCCCGUCCUCGGAAGCGGCGGUGGGGUGAAGACUGGCGGGAGCUCGUCAUUGGGGCGUCCCCCUACAAUAAGGCGGCGGCGAAGGCGCGGGCGGGAAGACGGGCCAGGGCCGAGAGGGGGGCGUCCACAGCGGCGGACGCUCGAGCGGAGAUUGAAGAGAAGGUGUCCACGAGUCUGCUUGGCGUCGUUCCAGAGGAGUUUUGUCGUGACGCACCGCCAGCGGUAGAACCGUCGUCGUCGUCGUCGUCGCUGAAAGCAGUGACUGUGGCAGCAGGAGCGAGGGCAACCAAUAGCGCAGAGGAUGCCGCCGAUGGCGCGGGAAGUGGGCGACGGCCGAUCAAGAUCGCUGUGGAAAGUUCUGCUACGACCGGCUCAAGAGAUGUUUCCUCUUCGCUAGCUGCCCCUGCUGCUACUGGAGGUGGUGACUGCGUUGUGGCUGGCGCCGCCCACCAGAGAGGCCUCCCGACGAAGGCCUCCGGGCCGCCCUACUCAGACCAACAACAACAGCACGCGUCAAGACCAAAGCGCCAGCGCGGAGCGACCGCCACUGCCACGGCCAGCGGUGAUGGCGAAAGGAGGAACGGAGAGAGAUCUCGACGUCGUCUCGCUGCUUUUCUCGAAGACCAGGCUUCGUCCACGACGGCAGCGGCAGCAGACGGGGGCGCAGUCGGAGGUGGUGGCCGUGCCGAAGAAGGACAGCCAUGCGAUGGGAGCAACAGCGCCGUCACCGCCGGGCGCAAGGACCAAACCUUCUUCGGGCUGGGGGGGGACGCGCUGGAGCCAACCCCCCCCUCCGAGAGCAUGACCGCCAACUUUGUCGGCCUCCUCGAGGGCUCGCUCGGCCUCGGCGUGUGGACCGACCCCGUCGCAUCCCAGUUGGCGAGACCCCUGAACGCCGUUCUCGCCUACCUUCCUCCGGAGGGCGCACGGCUGUUCGAUGAGUCUGGCCGUCGCUUCACGCCCCCCGGCGGCAGCCACGAAGCCGAAGCGAACCUCCCCCCGGACAAUGAGCCCUCCGCGGCGCACGCAACAUCCCCGGACGGGAGGAAGAAGAAGACAGCAACAGCGACGGCGACAACGACCAGCGGCAUCAAAGCGGCGCCAACCGGAGCCGGAAGAGGCCCAACAACGCAAGGAGCCGCGUGUAUUUCGGCGCCCGGUACUGCUGCGUCUUCGCUCCUCACCGUCACGAUGGAGCGCGGGACCGCCGAGGAGGCGCCCCGCGCGGUCUGGCUGGGGCAGGUCGCGGCGGUGAUGGAGGCCAGGGGGGACCGGGACGAGGCGGUCCGGCUCUACGGGGAGGCGGCGGCAGAGCUCACGGGGAAAAGAGAAGGCGCCAGUCGCAUUGGCUCUCGGGACGGUAGUGGUGGCACUGCGAGCCCAUGCCCCCCUGCUGCAGGAAAGGGUCGCUCCGCCCAACUCGGGGGCGGCGAUCGCGGCGUUGGUGCUGGAGCCGGCCCGGAUUUGUUCCCGUACUCUGCUAGAGCCCACUACCUCGCUUCUAUCAUCGAGCGCACCUAUCGCCGACACUUCCUCAGACGAACCGCCGCCCAGACGCUCGCCGCCGCUGCGUUCCGUGGGCACCUGGCCCGCGUCGGCGCCCGGAAGGACAAAACUCACCGGAGCAGCGCGGCAACGUUCGUGGCGAGGGCUUGGCGCCGGCGGAUGUACCGGCUAGGCCUCGCGACUGUGAAGUUUCAAGCGAUCAUACGAGGGGCCCACGGAAGGCGCAAGGCUAGAGAGAUUCGGAUCUUGAUCCGGCACACCAUCUCGGCGCAGUCGGUGGUCCGAAUGUUCCUGGCGAAGCGAACGACCCAACGAAUGCGCCUUGAGGAGGCCUCCGCUGGACUCCUGCAGGCCUUGCACAGGGGAUUCGUCCUGAGGAGGGUGAGGGCGACGGCGAUCUCGGAGAUUCACACUAGCCUGUGGCGGGCGGCCCUAGGGCUCAACCGCGUGGCCCGAGGCUUCUUGCACCGGCGCUUCGCCGGGAUGGUGAGGCAGUUCGCCGUGGACGGGGAGAUAACCCGGUGCGAGGCGGAAGCGGCGGCGGUAGGAGGAGCUGUGCGACUGGCGACCACGAGGGCCGACAUGUACUUGACGACAGACGCAGGAAAAGUUGAACUAGCGCAGGAGAUGAGGCGCGCGAAGGCUGCCGUCGUUCGAACCAAGAUCCUGAUGCGAGGCGCGUCUCCGGAGGAGCGGCGACGAGCGAGCGCGCACGAUGUGUUCGAUUCUUUCGACCUCGAUGGCUCUGGCACCAUCGAUCACACGGAGCUAAAGGCCCUCCUAGGCGCUCUGGGCGUUGGGAUCACCAACGCGGAACUGAAGGUAACUUCGGCCGCCGUCGAUGCCGACGGUAGCGGGGAGAUCAGUUUCUCCGAGUUCUACGCUUGGUUCGGUGGGGGUGGCUUCCAUGGUGGCGGUGAUUACGGCGUGGGUGAAGCCCUCGGGUUUCGUGGUAUGACGAGCGACACAUCAGAGAACUGGAGUCUUCGCAGCAGUCCAAGCCUUUCCACUGCGAGAAGUGGAAUGGAAGAGUCCACCGCGGCGUUGACGUCCGGGUACCGAUCAGCCGAGGGAAACGGGGGGCCGAGACACACGGCUCGCGCAACUUUUGUGAAGGCACGCCGAAACCUCCGAGCGGCCACGGGCAUGGCCUUGCAGGACCGGGCCCGUCGCAGCGUCAUCCGUCGUUGGGUGUCCUUGGCCGCCCGGGAAGCGCAGGUACGAUUCCGAGAGGCUUGGCCCCCUACCCUGGAGUGCUGGGCAUGCCACCAGGCCUUCGCUUUGUACGGUGACUACUGGCGACACUUCGGGGGCGGCAGAGAAGAGCAGCACCGACGACGGGGCGCGGAGCGGCAGUGGGCGCGGCUGCUGGAUGAGAGGAGCCGCCUGGCGGCCGCCGGGCUCAGGGCGGAGGCCGCCGAAGAAGCCAGAAUCGCACCAAAGGGUAGCGCUGGCGCGCACGAGCACGCAGCUCUCGGGGCAAGGUUGCUUGCGGCCCUAUCGUCCGACCUCAAGCGUGGCGGGGGUAAAAGUGGUUCCUCGGAAGAAGAAGCAGUCCCAACGACUGAGGAGGCGACGGCGACGGUUGCGCGUCUAGCUUUUCAGGCGUUCGAUCGAGACGGGAACGGCGAACUCGAUGUGUCCGACCUCGCGGAUCUGCUGGGGGUGCUCCGGCGGAUCGCGGGAAGGCCGCCCUCCGCACGCACGGCCUUGGGUUCGGGUGCUGCCGCAGCCGGGUACGGGCUUGAGGCGGCCAUGUUUGCGAUGGACGAAGACCAUAGCGGCCAGGUCGAUAUCGACGAGUUCAUGCGGUGGUUCAACGGGUACGACGCACACGACGGGGCUAACCGGUCGACAGCACCCGGAGAACUACCUCAGCGUGGGAGGGAGUCGGAGGAGCCGCUCUACGUCAAAGUCCUCGGCGUGCGCAAUGGCGCGACCGGCGGGACUAAUGCGCAAGAAGAUCGCGAAGCGAACCACGAAGAGGACGCAGACGACGGCAGUAGCGGUAGCGACAGUAGCGGUGGUAGUAGCGACUCUUCGUCCUUGUCAUCGGUUUCGGCGUCAACAGCCGACGAAGAUGACACGGUAGGGGCACGUGCGUCGGGCGACCCCAAGUCUGCCAAGAACGAAAAAAGGCCGGCAGCAGGAGGCGUUUUCCGUGUUCGAGCGUGGUUAAAACGGAAGGCACCGGCGACAACCAACGGGAGCCAACGCAAGCAAACCAAGCGCAAGCGGUGGGACGAGAAGGAAGAAGAGCAGGAAGAAGACACAUCGAACUCGACCGACGGUGGCGACAGCGAGAAGGGAGAAAGCGGAGCAAAGAAACGGCGUCGUCCCAGCGUUGGGGGCAGCAACACCGGAGAUGGUUCGUUCGCGUCCCCAUCUUCGGCGAACCGUUCCGUUGCCGAAACCCGCGCCAGAGGCGCACCGUUCUCCCCCCGUCGCUUGCUGGGCGACCGGUGGUCUUCAUCCACAGCCGACCCUUGGAAAAGGCACGCCAAGACGUUAAGGGCGGUGGCGGAGCAGGAGGCCAGGACUCUACUGCUUCGGAGAGCAAGACUCAGGGCGCAGGUUCAUGAAUUGGCUCGAUUUCGGGCGACAAGACCACCGGAGUACGACGAAUGGAGCUCGCCGGACUUCCUGGAAAAGCACAGAGAGACUGUGGCGGAGAUAACGGCAGAUGCCGACUCUAUUUUCGUGGAAAACCUACACCGGAAUCUAAGGGAGGCCGAAGAAGCGGUUCAGCACGGCCUUUCGAAGGAGCGCUCGGUGCCGUCGCCCUUGCCUCCGCCCGACCCUGGUAUCAGCGCCGCCAACGCCACCACUGCCGCUGCCGCUGCUGCUCUCCAUUCCGACGGGAGUGGUAAUCUCGCGACCGCCAUUGGGGUGGAUGGCGGCAGCGUCGGCGCCCUCGCCUCCUCGCCUUCCCGCUUGGCUUGGUCGUUAGGCGGAAGAAAGUGGUGGGGGCGCCGCGGUGGCGGUCGCGGCACGGGUACUCAAGUAUAUGCUCCUGGCACCUGGGGAGAGCGACAGCCGACCGCUGAUAUCGCUGAGACUGUCAAGGCCGCGGAGAGAGAUGCGGCAGCCGCUCGUCGCAGAGCCUUUCAGACACCCACCGGGCGGGCCGAGAUUGCCAGAGCAGUUCGACGACUGAAAGCUAGCCGCGUUAUUGCCGCGACGUCAAACACGGUGGCGGCGGCGGCGGAAGCGGGUGGAGAAGCUCCGCAAACCAAUACAGCACAAGGCACCCACGAGGAGAGACAAACUGUGGUGACUCAGGUGGCAGCGGCGGGAGCGGUAAGCGAGGGAGCUACGUGGGGGGCGCCAGCCAACGCGGGAUUGAGCGAGGACGCGGGGGCGAAACAUACGGCAUCAGUGGCUAAACUCUCUACUUCCCUCAAUGUUGCUGGUGCUGUUGACCGGGUGGAGGAACGGGAGAAGAGGUCACCUCUGGUGGGGCAGGCGGAGCAGCUGUUCCAGCUCUUCGACGCUGACGGCUCCGGAGCCAUCGAUCGCGAGGAGCUCGCUCCCCUGCUGGGACAGCUAGGCAUCUGGGUGACCGCGAAGAUGGCGAGCGAGCUCUUUCCAAGGCUAGACCUCGACUGUUCCGGGGACAUCCGACAGGAGGAACUUGUGACGUGGCUGGAAAAUGAGGGGGCGGACCUCCGACGGGCGCCCUUGAGCAAGAUGUUGCGGGCCGGACAGAGCGUCAAGGCUGGUGGGAGCUCCACACGCCGACUAGAAAGCCAGGUUCGAGCCUCGAUAGUAGCGAGAUCAAGGGCCGCCGCGAGGGCGGAAGUGUGGGCAUCAUCGGGCGUUACACCAGUACCCGCGGCAGCACCGGCGGUGGUAGCCACGACAGCAUCGACAGCAGCGAUCGACGGACCCCACGAACAAGCCAAGCAAGAAGAUCCAAAUCCUCAAAAACAGGAGCAGCAUCAGCAACGAGGCGAAGAAGAAAAGAAAGUUAUAGACGAAGACGCCGUGGCGGUGGAGGCGGCGACGGCAAGGAAGGAGCCGGCAUUGGCCGUGAAGGUGACAGGAGGGAAGGAACGGGGACGGGUCUUGGCCACGAGGGCCACGGGGAGGAGGCGGCGUUUCGAGGAAGAGGAGAGGGACGCUGAGCGGGAGCUGGUGGUGAAGCGGGCCGAGGACGUGGCGGAGCGGCGCAUCAAGAGACAAUGGAGAACCCAAGCCGGGGCAGCAGAACUCAAGCGGGAACGGGACAGGAUACGCGGAGCGGAGGAGGCCUUGAACCUGACCCUCCGAGCCUGGGAUGCGGGUGUUAGCUUCGCAAAGGAGGAGGCAGGCGUCACAAAGACAGAUGCUUCAGCGCUGAGAGAGACAAAACGGGCAGAGGAGAAGCUGCGCCAUAUGUUCCGGCUGUUCGACGUGUCGUGCGACGGCUGCAUCCACGCGGAGGAGCUGGGGAGACUCUUGUCUCGCAUGAACGUGCCGAUGUCCGAGGCAGAGAUCGUGGGUCUGCUCCAUGAGAUGGACAGAGACGGCAGCGGCGACGUAGACUUCUGCGAGUUCUCGGCUUGGUGGCACAAAGACGGGCUGAAGCGAUCCAAUCGCCCGGCAGCUCUGAUCCGCUCGGCGGCAUCAUCGCUGGUGGCCAAGGUGGCCCCGAUAACGGCAGCACGGAGAGACGCUCGACGGGCCUUGAUUAGCAGGGCGCGAGCAGAAGCGAGAGCUGAGGUGAAGAACGUUCUUCGCCUCGAAGAUGAAGACGAGGAGGCGCUACGUCUCGCGAAGAUCGCCACUGGCAACACUGCUAGUGCUGUUGCAGCCGAUGCCGCGGGCGAGUACUUCGUGGCAUUUGAAACAAGAGUUGGCCGCGAGUGUGGUGGUACUAGUAGCGCUCCACCAGGCAAGCCGCUGCUGAAGGAUGGUACCGAGGGCCUUGGUGGCGAAGGUAGUGGUGUCGGCGAAGGGGGAGAGGGACGAGGAGAUAGGCUUAAUGCCAAGAGGCUGGCGGCUGCUAGAUCGUCCAAGCUGGCCAGGGCGGAAGCUGAGGCCUACGCCGAUGUGCAGGCCAUGAUCCUCACACAAGCUGGAAAGCGGGAGCUCGCUCGGCGGACCCGCGACUUGCGCCUCGAAUGGAGCGCUGCCAUAAGGACCGCCACAAGCAUCGCUCGGGAAAGUGGAAGCGGAGAGUUGGGCACCGCAGGAUCAGCUGACUACUCGUACGAAGGGGCCAGCCACGACAAGGAGGAGCAACGAACACAGCGAAAAGAACAGCGACAGCACGCUACUUCCACCGAUACCUCCGGUAUUCCGCUUGUGGAGGCACCCAUCCUGCGAUUUCUGUGGGGCUUGCAUCGCAGUACUGCGGCGGGGGUAACGCUGGAAACGGCGGGGGCGAGUGCGGGGGUCGAGCCGUCGGAACUCAAGUACGUUGGCGCUAGUCUGCGCAGCACGUUGGUAGGAGGGGCCAACCGGAGAAUAUGGGGGAGUCAGGUCACGCUUCUAGGUUCAACCCUCGCAAAGGGCACGGCGGGGCGUACCGCCAACAUCGUUCGUACAAGUGCUGAUUUCGGGCUACCGCCCCAAGCCGAAGAAGAAGCGACCUUGCCAAAUGCUGCUCGUACAGCGGGUGUGGAAUCAGGAGAUGCGUUGAGCCUGAGCACAAUCUUCGACGACCAUGCGCACGACGAAAUUCGAGACCUCAAGACCCUGACGAGGGUCGACCUUGCAGACGUAUUGGCUUCGCUGCAUCGCCCCUCGUCUUCGGCCUUGGCCAACUCAGCUGGAAGCGCUGCGGAAGGCGAGAGGCGACCUCGGACAAAGGCUCAGAUCCGGGCGGACCUCGCGACCAUCGCGAAACUAAAGUUGAAAAUGUUCUUCACGCCAGGUGCUUUCCGGAAGCUGGCCAAACAGGCUCUGCUAGCAGAAGGGAGGGCCUUCGAGAGGCAUGAACUUGCUCGCGCCAUCGCCUUGGAGGAUGGCGAGCCCUGGCGCCUAGCCGAGGCUGCAGAAACGAAGCGAGGCAUAGAAUCAGCCGGAGGCGCUACGCCGGCCGACGUGGACCGUCUCAGGGCUAUGACGAUGGGUGCCGCCAAGCUUGGCCGAGCGCUCGCGCUGGGCGAGGCCGCGAGGAGCUCAGGGCUACCACUGCAACGGCGGAUAGCCUCGGCGAUGAACAAUCUUGCUCGGGAUGAACUCCGGCGCGCUUUUGCGCUUUGCGAGGCUGACGGGGUACCCGGCGAGAUAAGCAGGGCGGAAGCGGCGCAUGUGCUCUCUUUCGCGGGGAUUCCUCAGACUACGUUGGCGGCGACCGGUCGGGUACGAGUUCCUCUCCUGGAAGAAAGCAAGCAUUCCGGAGGGCAACCAUCUCAAACACCCAAGAGCCAGCGCCGGCGCCGGCGUCAGCGGCGGUGGCCGUGGCGAGGAAGGCGUGCCAAAGGGCCAAGUCGGAGCCAGCCGCCUCCAGGUAGACAAGUGACACCACCGCCGAGGCAUCCGCGGAACGCGGUAUCAAGAUUCCUGAAAAUCGGCGGCGGCGCUGGUCCUGGCGGGGCCAAGAAGCAGGGCAACACCGGCACUGGUGGAACCGCCAGAGUGUGUCCGACCAACGAGGACGACGGCGAUGACAAUGCUGUUGUCGUCGGCCCGAUCGUUGUGGGACCGGAGUCACCGCCGAGCCAGGCGGGGGAGAAAGAGGACCGAGGUGACGAUCUCGAUGGGGAAGGAGGGGACGCGUGUAUCGGCGGCGAAGAAGAUGACGGGCGUGAAAGCGAUGAUCACGGCAGCGAUGGACAGUUUUCGGUGGAUAUGGACAUGGUGGAUGACGUCACCAACGACGAGGGUUUCGAGCUGGGCGAGAUGGAGAUUCUUCUGGCGGCGGUAAAGGCUCGACAGACGCUUGCCGCUAAAGCCGCCAGCCUCGGACGGCUUUUGGCACGCAGAGCCCUUCCGAUCUCAUUAACCGACACCAGGGAUGCCCGCAUGCUUCUGAUGAGCCGCGCGCGCAGCGCUGGAAGAGACAAAGCAAUGCACCAGUUCGAAAACCUGCUGACCGUCGAGACAGGCGACUUGUUCGCGGCGGCAGCUCAUCAUCACGAGUAG
This is a messenger RNA of Ectocarpus siliculosus, 8781 nucleotides long. The record is from the annotation of a GenBank genome assembly. NCBI's taxonomy places the organism in Eukaryota, Phaeophyceae, Ectocarpales, Ectocarpaceae.